AUGCAAAUCAAACACCGGCAGGCCUGCACAACGGUGACGACACCGUCUUCCGACAUUGGAGCAGAGCUUACGGCACCGAACGGGACGUCAUGGUCGCAGCCGUUGGGCCUAUUUAUAGGCAAUGAGUUUAGAGAAUCCGCAGACGGAAAGAGAAUCAUUUCGUUCAAUCCAUUUACCGAGACGGAGAUUUGCCAAGUGGCGGCGGCAACUUCUCAGGAUGUCGACGCAGCCGUCAGGGCAUCUCGUCUUGCCCUACAGAGUGCAUCCUGGAAGUCGUUGUCCGGCCCGGAGCGCGGCAAUCUCAUGAACAAGUUGGCAGAUUUGGUUGAUCAGCACCGCGAGACUCUCGCUGCCAUUGAGACGCUCGACAACGGCAAGCCUUAUUCUGCUUCCCUCAGCUUUGACGUCCCGCAUUUUUCUCAAGUCAUGCGCUACUACGCCGGGUACGCGGACAAGAUCCACGGUAGCGUCAUUGACGUCGGCCAUGAGAAGAUGGCAUACACAUUGAGGCAACCCAUUGGUGUGUGCGGGCAGAUUAUUCCCUGGAACUACCCUCUGGCCAUGGCGGCCUGGAAGCUCGGUCCUGCCCUGUGUUGUGGAAACACGGUCGUACUGAAGCCUUCCGAACAGACGCCUCUGUCGAUGCUGUACGUUGGCAGGUUGGUUCGUGAGGCAGGGUUCCCUCCCGGCGUGAUCAACAUCAUCAAUGGCCACGGUGGGCUCGCCGGCGCGGCGCUAGCGUCGCACAAGGACGUGGAUAAGAUUGCGUUCACGGGCAGUACUGCCACGGGCAAAGACGUGAUGCGUAUGGCAUCUACAACAUUGAAGGCGGUCACGCUGGAGACGGGCGGCAAGUCGCCGCUGCUCGUGUUUGAUGACGCCAACCUCGAGCAGGCGGUGCGCUGGGCUCACGAGGGCGUCAUGGCAAACCAGGGGCAGGUUUGCACGGCGACCUCGAGGAUAUUGGUGCAGGACGGAAUCUACGACAGGUUCAUUGAGGCAUUUGCCGACCACACGAGCAAAACGUCUAUUCUGGGCGAUCCCUUCGGGGCCACAACCUAUCAGGGGCCACAAGUCAGCGCGACGCAACGGGAUCGCGUCCUGUCUUAUAUCAAAACUGCGCAGGCAGAGGGCGCAGACCUCAUACAUCCGUGCGGGACUGUUUCGGAGCUCCCUCGAUCGGGCUUCUUUGUUCCACCCACUAUUUUCACAAAUGUCCACACUACUGCCACUGUUUUCAAGGAAGAAAUCUUCGGGCCCUGCGCUGCGGUAGCCCGGUUCAGGACUGAGCAGGAGGCGCUCGAUAUUGCCAACUCGACACGGUACGGGCUUGCUGCGGCCGUCUUCACACGAGACGUAGCCCGUUCUCAUCGUGUGGCGAGGGAAUUGGAAGCCGGCAUGGUCUGGGUGAAUAGCAGCAAUGAUUCCGACGUGAGGGUUCCCUUUGGCGGCGUCAAAGAGAGUGGAAUAGGGAGAGAGCUGGGCGAGGACGGGUUGAGAGGAUAUUGUGGUGUGAAGGCUGUGCAUGUAAACCUGACGGACAGUUGA
Molecule: messenger RNA, 1548 nt
Organism: Metarhizium album ARSEF 1941
Lineage: Eukaryota; Fungi; Ascomycota; Sordariomycetes; Hypocreales; Clavicipitaceae
Product: aldehyde dehydrogenase
Exons: 2
Coding region: 1-1548 (515 amino acids)
Molecular function (GO): aldehyde dehydrogenase (NAD+) activity
Source: RefSeq, a predicted model, not a curated record